CCCCUGGACAAGAUGUCGACACAUAUCAGAAUACCCAUCAAGAAAAAUUGGGUCUUCAAGCAGGCUGACAAGGAAGAUUCCAAGUUCCUGUCCGUUGCACAGUUUCCUACCAACGUGCAUCUGGAUCUGAUAGCGAAUGAUAUAAUUCCCGACCCUUUCAUGGGAAAGAACGAGAAUGAUGUCCAAUGGAUCGGCGAAGUCCCUUGGGUCUACAAGACCGCCUUCCCUUCCCCGACUCUUUCAAUGGAUGAGCGAAAAAUUAUCAAGGCAGUUUUGGCGUUUGAUGGCUUGGACACUUUUGCUACAGUUGUGCUGAACGGCACGGAAAUCUUGAAAACGGACAACAUGUUUAUUCCUGAACGAGUGGAUGUCACCACAUACUUGAAGAAGGAAGGGGAUAAUGAGUUGGAGAUUACGUUUGAAAGUGCGUAUCUCAAGGGAUGUGCUCUUAUGGAAAAGUAUCCAGAUCACCAUUGGGGGUGUUGGAAUGGAGAUAGUUCUAGGUUAGCUGUGCGGAAGGCACAGUACCAUUGGGGUUGGGAUUGGGGGCCAACUCUCAUGACCUGUGGACCGUGGCGACCCAUCAAUCUAGAAAUUUUCUCGUCUCGAAUAUCAGAUCUUCACUUUACCACCCACGUCCCGGAAGCCCUCGACUCCGCAGAAUUUAUUGCUAAAGCAGAUAUCGAAGGCGAGGCUACCGAUGUCAGGUUCGAUAUCUCGUUGGAUGGAAAAAAGAUUGCUUCGGAAACUGUCAAAGCAUCAAAGGACCAAGCAACACACACUUUCGCCAUCCCAGAUCCAGCACUGUGGUACCCAAUCCGAUAUGGGGAGCAACCUCUGUAUACCAUUACCGCAACCCUCCUGGAAAACAGCUCCGAGGUUCAUAUAACAAGCAAGAAAUUUGGUUUGAGGAGAGCAGAGUUAGUCCAACGGCCUAUGACUGACCAACCGGGCACGACUUUCUUCUUCCAGGUCAACAAUAUCCCUAUUUUCUGUGGUGGUAGCGAUUGGAUUCCUGCUGAUAACUUCAUUCCGCGAAUUAAUCCUGAAAAGUACUAUGACUGGGUAAAGUUAGUAGCAGACGGUAACCAAUUCAUGAUUCGAGUAUGGGGUGGUGGAAUAUAUGAAGAGCAGGCCUUCUAUGACGCUUGUGACGAGCUCGGUAUUCUCGUGUGGCAAGACUUUAUGUUUGGCUGUGGAAACUACCCAGCCUUCCCGUCGCUCCUCGCAUCCAUAAAAAGAGAAGCCGAAGAGAACGUAAAACUGCUCCGACAUCACCCCUCCAUCAUCAUCUGGGCUGGCAAUAACGAAGAUUACCAAUACCAAGAAGGCGAGGGCCUUACAUAUGAGCCCGAGAACAAAGAUGCAGAAAGCUGGCUCCAGACAAACUUCCCAGCUCGAUACAUCUACGAGAAAGUGCUCGCCGACGCGUGCGCAGAGCUGAUUCCAGACACAUAUUACCACUUCGGCAGUCCAUGGGGAGGGAAGGACACCAGGGAUCCAACAGUGGGCGACAUCCACCAAUGGAACGUAUGGCACGGCACGCAAGAAAAGUACCAGAACUUCGACAAGCUAAUCGGGCGCUUCGUCUCUGAAUUCGGCAUGGAAGCCUUCCCGCACAUCAAGACAAUCGAGUCCUUCCUCCCGCUCGGCGCAGCCGACCCCGACCGAUUCGCACAGUCCUCAACCAUAGACUUCCACAACAAAGCCGACGGCCACGAGCGCCGCAUCGCAUUAUACCUGGUAGAAAACUUCCGCUACGCUCCAGACCCACUGGAACAAUUCAUCUACAGCACGCAGCUCAUGCAAGCCGAAUGCCUAGCCAGCGCGUACCGGCUGUGGAAACGGCAGUGGAAGGGUCCCGGGAGGGAAUAUUGCGGCGGUGCGCUGGUCUGGCAGAUCAACGACUGCUGGCCCGUGACAUCAUGGGCGAUUGUUGACUUCUACCUGCGUCCGAAACACGCCUACUACACCGUGAAGCGGGAAAUGGCACCCAUCUCCUUAGGCGUUACGCGGAAAGAACACGUCGUGCCCAAGGACAAAUACACGCGUGCGUUUGUGCGCAAGAGCACGGAGAUCGAGGUCUGGGGCUCGAAUCUGACGCUCGAGGACCUGACGGCUGAUGUGGUCGUCAAGGCGUUCGAUGUGAUUACGGGCCAGGAGACGUAUUCCCAAACCGUCGCGUCGGCGUUCCUGCUGCCGCAGAACCGCAGUACGGAAAUCACGACGUUCAAAGUCCCCGUGCGAGCAGAACAUACCGGCGAGGAAGGCCGCACGGUCGUCGCAGCGUAUUUGUUCGCAGACGGUCGGCAGAUCGCUAGGUAUAUCAACUGGCCUGAGCCGCUGAAAUACGUGCAUCUGCAGAAGCCCACUCAGCUGCAAGCGAACUUGAGCAGUGACGGCGGGAGUGUGGAUAUCAGUGCCGAGGUCCCGGUUAAGGGUGUUGCGCUGGAGGCUGUAGAUGAGGUGGUGUUUGGUGAUAAUCUAGUGGAUAUCGUGCCAGGAGAGAUAGUCACUAUUGCCGUAAAGGGCGCUCGGGAAGAUACCAAGAUCGGGACGAGGUAUCUGGGCAUGGUCUAA
Lachnellula hyalina is the source of this 2580-nucleotide messenger RNA. Its product is annotated as Beta-mannosidase B. The record is from RefSeq and is a predicted model, not a curated record. Gene Ontology annotation, molecular function: beta-mannosidase activity. Gene Ontology annotation, biological process: carbohydrate metabolic process; glycoprotein catabolic process. Lineage: Eukaryota; Fungi; Ascomycota; Leotiomycetes; Helotiales; Lachnaceae. The annotation marks the transcript as partial. The transcript has 2 exons.